GUCCGGGUUUGGAGACUCCUGCGUCCUCCGACUUUUCAUGGAAGAGAUGUCAGGAGAAAGUGUGGUGAGCUCAGCGGUGCCAGCGGUGCCAGCGGCUGCUACCCGCACCACUUCCUUCAAGGGCACGAGCCCCAGCUCCAAAUACGUAAAGCUGAAUGUGGGUGGAGCCCUCUACUAUUCCACCAUGCAGACGCCGACAAAGCAGGACACCAUGCUGAAAGCCAUGUUCAGCGGGCGCAUGGAAGUGCUCACCGACAGUGAAGGCUGGAUCCUCAUUGACCGCUGUGGGAAGCACUUUGGUACGAUACUCAACUACCUUCGAGACGGGGUGGUGCCUUUACCUGAGAGCCGCCGGGAGAUCGAGGAGCUGCUAGCAGAAGCCAAGUACUACCUAGUCCAAGGCCUGGUGGAAGAGUGCCAGGCGGCCCAACAAAACAAAGAUACUCAUGAGCCUUUCUGCAAGGUCCCCGUGAUCACCUCAUCCAAGGAAGAACAAAAACUUACAGCGACUUCAAAUAAGCCAGCCGUGAAGUUGCUCUACAACAGAAGUAACAACAAAUACUCAUAUACCAGCAAUUCUGACGACAAUAUGUUGAAAAACAUUGAAUUGUUUGAUAAGCUGUCUCUGCGCUUUAACGGAAGGGUCCUGUUCAUAAAGGAUUUCAUUGGGGAUGAAAUCUGCUGCUGGUCCUUUUAUGGUCAGGGCCGGAAGAUUGCUGAAGUCUGUUGUACCUCCGUCAUCUAUGCCACUGAGAAGAAACAGACCAAGGUGGAGUUUCCCGAAGCCCGGAUUUAUGAGGAGACCCUGAACAUUUUGCUGUAUGAGGCCCAGGAUGGCCGGGGACCUGACAAUGCGCUCCUGGAGGCCACAGGCGGGGCAGCAGGGCGCUCCCACCACCUGGAGGAGGACGAGGAGCGGGAGCGGGAGCGGAUCGAGCGCGUGCGGAGGAUCCACAUCAAGCGCCCCGAUGACUGGGCCCACCUCCACCAGUGAGCAGGCAAGAGACCGAGCCGCCCUCCUCUCACCGCCCCCACUCCCUGCCGUGCUACACCCAGAUCCUGUGCAGGCUGCCGGGCCCCUUCUGCUUCCCUUGGAGCCUGGAGAUACUUUUGUAACAAGCCAGAUGAUUAUUUUGGUACUGUUUGACAAGGCAAAUUGAUUGUCUUGACCCAGGCGUAUGACCCCUGUCGUUGAGCAAGCUGUGUCUAAGAUCUCUACUUUUCAUGAGAAUCUGAGACUCUUUGGAGCCAGGCUUUCUCGGUUCUCAGAGGAAAAGUAUGAAUGAGUGUGAAGUGUAUGUGAGAACUUUUGUUUGCAAUAUUUAUUUUUGUGGGUUUCGACUUCCUAUAUGGGCUUUUUGGGUGACACUCCCUUAAGGGUUCAGUUUGACAAUUCUGAGAGUUGUUCUGCAGUUGGAGGCCACCAGAGGUAUCUGAGCUCCCUGCUUCCUAUUUCAUAAUCCUCCAGCCCCAGCAGGUCCACUCCUGGUUCCUGUGUGUUUGGCCCGGGCACAAUCCCCACUGCUUUGCUAGAUGUGCUUUCUACCAUGUGGCUUUGGGCCUAGAGCUUGUUGAUAAUUGCAGCUUGUGGCAGUGGAAAUGUGGCUGAAUGAGCGUCUAAAUCGUUGGGACCAGUGCAACUUUGGGUGCAAGGCUUUGUUUAGGGAGCAAGCCUUUUGCCACCUUGGGCUGGUCUUUGGCCUGGUGCUCACUGGGACCCCACAUGUCUGCGUAGGAGCAGAACUUUCCAUGGCAGUAAGUGUCCAGCUCUGUUUCUGGUUCUUUCCCCAACUCCAGCCCCUUCCAGUUGUUCUCCUGAUUGACCCGACUCCACUCCAGGAAGGCCAUCUGACCCUGUGACAGGCAUGGCUCAUAAACUACCCCUCCCUGGGAUCCCGCUCCUCUUCAGCCUCCUUCCCCAUGAAGCUGGGCUAACUUUCUAAGUCAUUUUGCUUAGAAAUUCAGUGUGGCCCAUACCCUUUGUCCUCCCAGCCUGGCAUCCAGGCAGGGACACCCUCACACCACCAGCCCCAGGGAGCUUCCCUGCUAUAAACACAGACCCCCUUGUCUUUGCCUCUGAUUUUUACACAGUGUAGAGUGGCCAGCAGUGAACAGGUUGAGGAUGUGCGGAUAGAUAGAUAACUUUGGGUCUGGUUUGUCUGUGUUCAUGUUUGUUUAAGGGAUAUGUGUGACUGUGGGUGGGGACGUGCGCUUGUGGGGCACAGGUGGCCCCUGCUGGAGCCCAGCUGGGCGCAGCGCCUAUGUAGGACGGGUGUUCUUAGUGACCUAUCUCCCAGGCUCCUCUGUGCCUGCAAAGGAACAGGAGUGAGUCGUGACUGACAGGGGUGGUUGAGACUAGACUAGGUAGAGUAGUUACCAGAUGUGAAUGUGCGUCAGGUGAUGGAUGGGUUUGUCAAGGGAAUCGUUACCGUUUUAUACCAAAGGUAUUAACAUGGGCAGCCUUUGACACAUGUAUUCCAAAAACGAGUUUAUAUUUUCAAACGUUUUUUACAGCUUAGACUUUGUACUUACUGCCCUGCCUGUGACAGUUGUAUGCCUUCAUUUUGUAUCCAACAGCAGAGUCUACAAUAAAACUUUAAAACAAUCAUGACUGAAUGUCAAAAUCGUGUAUUGGGCAGAUGCUUUUUAAACUGUCGUGU
This is a messenger RNA of Gorilla gorilla gorilla (western lowland gorilla), 2660 nucleotides long. Its product is annotated as BTB/POZ domain-containing adapter for CUL3-mediated RhoA degradation protein 3-like. NCBI's taxonomy places the organism in Eukaryota, Metazoa, Chordata, Mammalia, Primates, Hominidae. Gene Ontology annotation, molecular function: ubiquitin-protein transferase activity; protein binding. The record is from RefSeq and is a predicted model, not a curated record. Gene Ontology annotation, cellular component: Cul3-RING ubiquitin ligase complex. The coding region runs from base 38 to 994 and encodes 318 amino acids. The transcript has a single exon. Gene Ontology annotation, biological process: negative regulation of Rho protein signal transduction; protein homooligomerization; proteasome-mediated ubiquitin-dependent protein catabolic process.